AUGGCCGAUCCAGUGGACUCGAUGCUCGACCUUAUGCGGCGUCUGCCGCCCACUCGGGUGGAGGAGAACGUCAACGCGCUUAUCCAGCUCUGCCCGGACUAUGCUGAUGAUCUCCUGGGCAGCGUCGAUCAACCGCUCAAAGUACACACAGAUCGUGCUACUGGUAGGGAAUAUCUCGCGUGCGACUACAAUAGGGAUGGGGACAGCUAUCGGUCACCGUGGUCCAAUGAGUAUGAUCCACCGUUGGAAGACGGCACAACGCCGUCUCCCAAGCUUCGGAAGCUCGAGAUUGCGGCCAACGAAGCCUUUGAUACCUACAGAGAAAUGUACUACGAAGGGGGCGUAUCGUCUGUAUAUCUAUGGGAGCUCGACGAUGGUGGAUUCGCGGGGGUCGUUCUGUUUAAGAAGGUGAUGAAUCCGUCAAGUCCAGACAACCCUUCUGGUUCAUGGGAUUCGAUACACGUAUUCGAAACGGCAGAGCGUGGCAGGCAGGCCCAUUACAAGCUUACUUCCACCAUAAUGCUGCAGCUCGUAACGCGGCAAAAUAACAAAGGAUCUGAGGAUGCUUCGUCAGUUACUGCUGGUUCUGACAAGAAGAAUUCGGAACAACAUGGCAAAAAGAUGGCUGGGGAGGUGAACCUGAGCGGAAGUAUGACCCGGCAGACCGAGCAAGAUUGGCCGCUGCACGACGCAUCUUCUCACAUUACGAACACCGGGAAAAUGAUCGAAGAGAUGGAGAUAAAAAUGCGAAAUCUCUUGCAAGAAGUAUACUUUGGGAAGACACGAGAUAUUGUAUACGAUCUACGAAGUAUCGACGACUUGGAAAGGGCACGGAGGCAAAGGGAAUUACAGAAAGAACUCGUAGGCUUUAUCAAGCGGUAA
Molecule: messenger RNA, 882 nt
Organism: Pisolithus orientalis
Lineage: Eukaryota; Fungi; Basidiomycota; Agaricomycetes; Boletales; Pisolithaceae
Product: F-actin-capping protein subunit beta
Exons: 6
Coding region: 1-882 (293 amino acids)
Biological process (GO): barbed-end actin filament capping; actin cytoskeleton organization; cell morphogenesis
Cellular component (GO): cytoplasm; F-actin capping protein complex
Molecular function (GO): actin filament binding
Source: RefSeq, a predicted model, not a curated record